Messenger RNA from Trichoderma asperellum CBS 433.97, 1585 nucleotides. The record is from RefSeq and is a predicted model, not a curated record. NCBI's taxonomy places the organism in Eukaryota, Fungi, Ascomycota, Sordariomycetes, Hypocreales, Hypocreaceae.
AUGGCUAAACACGGCCCAAGCAGAGGCUGCGAUAUCUGCAAGCUGAGAAAGAUCAAGUGUGACUUGAGGCACCCAACGUGUUCCCAAUGCCAGAAGGCCAAAUGGACUUGUCCGGGAGUUCCGUCUCACGCCGAAUUCAUCUUUCGGAACCAGACAGAUAUUGUUGUGAGAAAUUCACAAAGGAAGCGUUCAGUGAAGACUAGAGGUCAGAAGACAGAUACCAGCCAAAUCCAUGACCUGCCGCCUCCAUUGCAGGAUCGCGCCGUAGCAUUUUUCAUCCACCAAUAUGUAUCCGGUACAUUUGACUCUUCAGCUUCAGUACAAAGGAGGGGGAUUCAUGAAUAUCUACCAGACUUACUCCAACAGGCAAGGGAUAAAGGGCCGCUAGGGACCAUCACGGCUGCCGCGGGACUUGCAGCUUUGGCAAACGUUGGGAAAUCUACGGGAUGGAAAUCCCAAGCAUAUGGCUUGUAUGGAACGGCAAUCUGCCAACUCCAGGCUCAUCUUAGCGAUCCUGAUCGGAUGAGGUCAGAUGAAACACUGGGUGCUAUCAUGCUCAUGAGCAUUUUCGAAGUGGGAUUUGCCCAUCUUCAACGCCCACCGCUGACAUAUUGCCAGGUCAUUGCCUCUGCCGACAUGGACUCAAUGAAGUCAUUUAGCAAUCAUAUUAUCGCAGCCGCCAGAUGUAUAGACCUUCGUGGCCCCGGACAGUUCUAUAACGGUGGCAAAACAUCUGCAAGGUUGUUUGUCCAAUUACGAAGGAUCAUUACCAUGACUUGCCACCAACUACAGGAACCAAUUCCCCAUCCUCUGCAGAAGUGGUCUAGCUGGGCAGAAUGCGCCAACAGCGAGGUUGAGCCAACCUCGAAUCGAUUCUCUGAGCUCAAUGGGCGCUUGGCGCUUGCCCGCGCAGAGAUUAAGCACAAAUCAAUUACCUGCCCGGCAGUUCUAUCAGCAAUACUGCUGCCCAUAGAUGAGAUGUUUGAAGACUGGAGGAGGACCUUGCCGGCAUCUUGGGCUUUCAAGUCUUAUCACUCCUUGCCGUCAGCCAAUGGUCAGGUUAAGGAUUAUAUGCUACAGUACGACAUAUAUCCAGAUCUCUAUAUAGCAUCUAUGUGGAAUAGCUAUCGAUGCAUCCGUCUGCUUAUUCACGAAUCGAUCAUAGCUGCGAUAAUGAAGUGCAAUUCUAGAGAGCACAAGGAGAGACUACACGGUUCUCUGAGAGUUCUCAAGGCCAUGGCUGAUGAAGUUUGUCACAGCGUGCCUUAUCAUUUAAAGCUGCACCGAAACUCCGACGGCCGGCCUAGUGACCCUAUAUGCUCUGAAGAUGGUGAAAAGCUACCAAUACCGGGCGGGUAUCUCCUUUUCUGGCCACUCUUUCUGUCAGGAAUGCUGAGGGCAACUCCUAAGGAUCAGAGAGAGUGGAUUGCAUCUACACUGCGUUACAUUGGGCAACAAAUGGGGAUACAGCUGGCCCUAUUUAUGGCAUCGGCUUUGGAAAAGGUAGAAUCUAGCUUUUCAUCAAGCGAGACAUGGUUCAUCGGGGAAUUCUAUCCGUCUUAAACAAUUCUGGCUGACAUCUGCG